GCACAUGUUAGAAGCUGGGACAGUCAGCUGAUCCUGGAGGUUAUUUUGCAUUAGUACAGACACACAAUGCUGUCUCUCCGGGCUGCUCUGCAGAGAGGUGUAAACUGGAGCUGCUGUAGGGGAUUCUCUGUGUCUCAUCAAGCUUAUUACCCUGGGAAGAAGGGCCUUGUCUUGGGAGUAUACGAAAAUGAGAAGGAAGAGGAGAACUUCAAAUUUACAAAUGCAGGUGAUACGUUUGAUAAGGUGGUUUCUGGAAAGCUGCGGGAUCAGUUAAUGAGAUCUGGUCCUUCACUCAAAAAAGGCAAAACACGAAUGUUCUACGGCUUACAUGAGGACUUCCCUAGUGUUGUCGUGGUGGGACUUGGUAAAAAGUCAGCUAGCAUCGAUCAUCUGGAAAACUGGAAUGAGAGCAAGGAAAAUAUCAGGACUGCUGUGUCAGUGGGUUGCAGACAGAUGCAAGAUCUAGAGGUUGUGCAAGUGGAAGUGGACUCUUGUGGUGAUGCACAUGCUGCAGCAGAGGGUGCAGUUUUAGGGCUGUUUGAAUAUGAUGAACUCAAGAAGAAAAAGAAAAAAGUGGUUGCCACACAGCUAUAUGAAAGCCAAGACCAAGCAUCCUGGCAAAAGGGUGUCCUGUACGCAGAAGGCCAGAACCUGGCUCGUUACUUGAUGGAAGCCCCAGCAAACUACAUGACGCCCACAAAGUUUGCAGAGAUUCUAGAACAGAAGUUGGGAGCAUUCAAAGACAAUGUCAGGGUUUUCACCAGGACAAAGCCCUGGAUAGAGGAACAACAGAUGGGAGCAUUUCUAAGUGUAGCUAAAGGAUCUGACGAGCCACCAGUAUUCUUGGAAAUACAUUAUCAAGGCAGCACGGACUCCAGCCAGUCCCCUCUCGUGUUUGUUGGGAAAGGCGUUACAUUUGACAGUGGUGGAAUUUCACUGAAGCCUUCAUCGGGGAUGGAUGCCAUGAGAGCAGACAUGGGUGGAGCUGCCACUGUGUGUUCCGCCAUCCUGACAGCUGCUACUUUAAAAUUGCCCUUAAACAUUAUUGGCUUGGCUGCACUGUGUGAAAAUAUGCCAAAUGGAAGAGCAAACAAACCCGGGGAUGUUGUGAAAGCUAAGAAUGGGAAAACAAUUCAGGUGGAUAAUACUGAUGCAGAGGGGAGGUUACUCUUGGCUGAUGCACUAUGCUACGCACACAACUUCAAUCCAAGAGCUAUAGUAAACGCUGCAACUCUAACAGGUGCAAUGGAUGUAGCAUUGGGGUCUGCAGCUACUGGAGUUUUUACUAAUUCCUCUUGGCUUUGGACACAUCUUCAAGAGGCCAGCAUUGUGACUGGAGAUCGUGUAUGGCGGAUGCCUCUAUUUGACCAUUAUAGUAAACAAGUUACUGAAUCCACACUUGCAGAUCUUAACAAUGUUGGGAAGUAUAGCAGGUCUGCUGGUGCCUGCACAGCUGCUGCCUUCCUGAAAGAAUUUGUUACAGUACCUCACUGGGCUCAUCUGGACAUAGCUGGAGUGAUGUCAAAUAAGGACGAAGUUCCUUACCUGCGCAAGGGCAUGGCUGGACGCCCCACAAGGACAUUAAUAGAGUUUGCUUCUCGUUUAAGCAAUGACAAGAAUACAACCUAAGGGACUAAAUAAGUGCU
Molecule: messenger RNA, 1646 nt
Organism: Pelobates fuscus (common spadefoot toad)
Lineage: Eukaryota; Metazoa; Chordata; Amphibia; Anura; Pelobatidae
Gene: LAP3
Product: leucine aminopeptidase 3
Exons: 13
Coding region: 67-1629 (520 amino acids)
Biological process (GO): proteolysis
Cellular component (GO): cytoplasm
Molecular function (GO): manganese ion binding; metalloaminopeptidase activity
Source: RefSeq, a predicted model, not a curated record